UGAUUGGUUAAGACCGUCCUAGAAAAAGGCGCGAAAAAGAUGGUGCAAGAUUUUGCUCGUUGCAACUCGACAAGAAAGUAAAGUACCGUCGUUGCGAAGCUUAUUUUUACUUCAGCUGCUAAUAUAAGCUGCUAAAAGAAAAGUCUGAUUGAAGAGAAAAAAAGUAAAGAUUUGGCCACAAUCUGAAGGAGUGCACUAAAUGGAACUACACCAGAGAGGAAUCCAAGAAAUGUCAUUUUCCAGCAGUCCACAACCUGUUCCUUUUGUGCUACCAGACACACCAUUUAGCCAGAGGAAGAGGACCCCGUUGAGAGCACGAUACCUCCCUACCUCCCCUGCAAAGUCCUGUCCUCCUGUCUCAAGACUCUUCACUCCGAAACAGCAGAAGGGACCACUACUUGUUAGUUUCAAGUCUGAAAGAAAGAGUACAGAGCUCUCCAGUCCCUACUACAAUUCCCAUUUGUCUGUCUCCUAUUUCGAACAAUGUUUUGAGGUACUGGAUAAACUUGGACAAGGAUCGUUUGGUGAAGUGUUCAAAGUACGAUCUCAUGAGGAUGGAAAGCUCUAUGCUGUGAAGAAGUCUCGUCAGAGGUUCAGAGGUCAAUGGGACAGACGUCAGAAACUGAGGGAGGUUGAGAAACAUGAGAACUUGCCACCUCAGCGAAACUGUGUGCGGUUCCACAAGGCAUGGGAGGAGAGGGACUGUUUGUACAUACAGACUGAGCUGUGCUCUGAGAGCUUGUCUGAGUAUGCUGACCAUCGUGGCCGUGUGCCUGAGAGAAGGGUGUGGGCCAUAUUAGUGGACCUGCUGAGAGGCUUGAAGCACCUCCAUGACAACAACUUAUGCCACUUUGACAUCAAGCCGGCCAACAUCUUUCUAGGAGGUGAUGGCUCCACUUGUAAGCUGGGAGACUUUGGAUUGUGUGUGACCAUGGAUCAUGGGGACCUACCAGCUAUGGAGGGGGACUCCAAGUACAUGGCACCAGAGCUCUUGAGGGAAGGGUUUGGCAAACCUGCAGAUGUGUUCAGCCUUGGUAUCAGUGUUUUGGAACUGGCAUGUGAUCUUGAGCUGCCAACAGAUGGUCCCAACUGGCAACUACUGAGACGAUCACAGCUACCCCAAGACUUCAUCAAAGACCUCUCCCCUACUCUUGUGGACCUGUUAUCACGUAUGAUGCAUCCGGACCCAGCGGAGAGGCCGAGUGUAGACCAAGUACUGGCGGAGAGAUCUGUGCGUUGGGAGGCACUGAGAACCAACCUGACCUGUGUCUGCAGAGUGGUGACUACUGGUGUAAUGUCUGUUGUGAGAGGAGUCUUGGCCUUAGUCACUCUAAUAUUGGCUAUCUUCUCGGGUACCAGGUCAUCUAAGCCCUCCUCAGCCACGCCUCUCAUGGUUGUGACCCCAGUAGCUACUAACAGACACCAUAGACAGAGACAACUCAACAACGACUCCUUCUCUGAUGAUGAGGGGCCUCAGAGCUCAGGUGAUCGAGAGGCUUCUAAGUUCAAUACAUCCUGGAUACAGAACAGCCCUGUACGGUACCCCAGUGCCCUCUAUUCUGGUCCCCCCAUUCCCCUGGAUUACGGUGACUCCUCAGACAACCAGUCACCUAACAAGACCUCCAGGCACAGUCCAUUCCCUCGCGUCAGUUUGAAUCAGAGCGGCUUAUUCUCUUCAUCUCAAGACAGCAGUUUCAAUCGAACACCUCGCUCCAAGUCAAUGCUCAAUGAAUCGCUAUCAGAAAGUCUCAACUCAAGUAGGAGCAGUAAACUUGGAAUAGAGCCAAAAAAUCUUAUGGAGGCAUUUUUAGACUCUGGAGAUUAAGUCUUCUUUAUUUUAUGUGUUUCUGUGAUUUCCAAAAUUUUUUACAUUAUUCUGUUUUGUGAUUUGCGAAUACUACACAUUUUGCACUUCUUCCUGCUUACAUUCCAUGGAUUCCGUAUAUCAAGUA
Halichondria panicea is the source of this 1952-nucleotide messenger RNA. Its product is annotated as membrane-associated tyrosine- and threonine-specific cdc2-inhibitory kinase-like. Gene Ontology annotation, cellular component: nucleus; cytoplasm. Gene Ontology annotation, biological process: meiotic cell cycle; negative regulation of G2/MI transition of meiotic cell cycle; protein phosphorylation. The transcript is spliced from 10 exons. The record is from RefSeq and is a predicted model, not a curated record. NCBI's taxonomy places the organism in Eukaryota, Metazoa, Porifera, Demospongiae, Suberitida, Halichondriidae. Bases 200 to 1825 code for a protein of 541 amino acids. Gene Ontology annotation, molecular function: protein tyrosine kinase activity; ATP binding.